AAUGGUGACAUGAGUGGUGGGGGGAGUGCUACAGGGUGUGUCUUUUCAAAUGUUUGUUGACGAGGUUCGAGUUAGCGUGCGACGUGAAGUAACAACUAUAUGCUGCAAUGUGUGCAGACCUAAACAAAGUAGAAAUAUUGACCUAUGCGGUGGUGUGGCUGUCGGGUAUUUUGACGGCGGUUUAUAGUGUGUUACUAAAAAGAGAAUUCAUCAGGAAGAAGUCAGCAGACAUAUACUUUGAGCCAGGGUGGAGUAUUGUCAGUACCGAGAAGGAUGUAACAGAUUUUGAGUGGGAAAUCUGGUUGUCAUUCAUGGCACUUGUUUCUCCGUGGAUUGUUGCACAUCUCAUUGGCUCAUGGCUUAUAAGAUUAGCUCGAAACCAGUAUCUUGCUGCUCAGGGGGCUGCUUGGUUGCAGACACAUGAUGGACAACAUUUUGCAGCUUGCCUCUGUUGCCUUCCCUCUACAACUUUUUCAAACAGUAGUACACAGAAAAUAACAGUACAUAACAACAACUGCUUAUUUAAUGAUUACAGUGCAGUUGAUAUGAAUCUCAUCCCAAUGUGGCACCUGACAGUAGCCAUUGCCUUUUUAUUGUGGUACCUUGGUUCAACAGCAACAGUGUUCCUUCUCCUGCAGCCUUGUGUGUUUUGCUUACUGUCAACAAUGAGAAGCAAGUCUGUUCUGUGGGCUUUCAGCAUUGGUAUGUUAGCUUGGAUUCACAGAGACGAUGCACUGGCAUGGUUACAACUUUCGUUCAGUGCUGAAUACCUGCUUCAUGCUGCAUUAGGUUGGACACACAUGCGUUGCCUCAGUUUUACACUUGACAAAGUGAAUGAAGUAAACUACACAGCUGAUCUGAGAAACUGUAUUAAUUUCUUAGGCUAUUGCUUCUACUUACCUACCCUGUUUAUGGGACCACUUAUUUUGUAUGAAGUGUUCCAUGAAGGGGUGAUGAGUACAGUAACACUGACAGGAACACAUGUUAUGAAGCUGUCUUUAAAAAUCUUGCGCUUUAUUUUCUGGCUGUUAGUUACGGAUUUUUCUUUGCAUUUCCUAUAUUUUAAUGCUCUGCAGCAACAACCACAGAUUGUCAGAAAUAUUGACUGGUGGUCUCUUUGUGGCCUGGGUUACUGCAUGGGACAGUUCUUCAUGAACAAAUAUGUGGUUGUUUAUGGUUUGGCCGGCAGCAUAGCAGAAGCAGAGCACAUUUUGGCACCAAGACCUCCAAAAUGUAUUGCUAGAGUACAUCUUUACUCUGAAAUGUGGCGAUAUUUUGAUCAUGGACUCUACCUUUUCCUGGUCAAGUACAUAUACAUUCCUUGCCGUGGAAACGAUUCGAGCUUGAUUAAGAAAUUGGGUGCAUCAUUUGUAUGCUUUAUUUUCAUAUAUUUGUGGCACAACACAUAUGACUAUGUUCUGAUUUGGUCUGUUCUCAAUUUCAUUGGACUAACAGUGGAAGGAAUAUGCAGAAGUGUUGCUCGCUCAUCAACAUAUCAAAAGCUUGAGGAAAUGUUGCUGUCUCCAAGGAAUUCUAGACGUUUCAAAGCUGCCCUUGGAAGUCCUCUCUUCAUUAUGUCAGCUUUGUCCAGCUUUUAUUUUCUUGGUAGAAUGGAAAUUGGAAACAUAUUUGUCAGUCGAAUCUUUACAGGAUGGGGUCUAGCCAAUGUAACAUUGUUGGUGUUUUGCUAUUGUGGUUGUCAAGUGUCUCUGGAGUUGAUGAAAUGGGACAGAAGAAGAAAAGCAACAGAUCAGCACAUUUGAGAUGUAUUUCAAAAGCCUAAGACAUGUAAACUUGAGUUUUGUAAAUAAAAGAAUAUCUUAAAAUUGGA
This is a messenger RNA of Schistocerca piceifrons (Central American locust), 1831 nucleotides long. It is a transcript of the gene rasp, whose product is annotated as protein-cysteine N-palmitoyltransferase Rasp. Gene Ontology annotation, cellular component: endoplasmic reticulum. The transcript has 10 exons. Lineage: Eukaryota; Metazoa; Arthropoda; Insecta; Orthoptera; Acrididae. Gene Ontology annotation, molecular function: palmitoyltransferase activity. Bases 108 to 1763 code for a protein of 551 amino acids. The record is from RefSeq and is a predicted model, not a curated record. Gene Ontology annotation, biological process: protein palmitoylation.